AGCGCACGUCAACUUCCGGGGCACAGUGUUAAAAGCUGAAAUGUUGUGUUUUUCAUGUCUUCCACAAUUCAAGUCAGUUUGUUUCAACGAGUCUUUGUAGGUAUGUAACUUUACACUCGCUAGUAUCACUACAGAUGGAUGCUCUGCACAGACACCGUUCACUUUAUAAAGGAACGACUCCGCCAUGGAAAGAAACAUAUCGCAAGCGCUGUGUAGACCGACUCAAAAACAGCCGGUCGAGGCUGCUGCAGAGAUACCGUCAGAUGGGAGAGAGCCAGCAGCGCGACGGCUCCGGGGCCUCCAUCAUCGUCCAGGAGGUGAUGGAGGAGGAGUGGACCGCCCUGCAGUCAGAGGACCGGAGGCUGCCCUCGCUGUGGGGGCCACAGGGCAUGGCAGAGAUGUUCAGUGUCAUGAAGGAGUACGAUGAACUGGCUGUACUCGAAGAAAUCCAACAGGAGCUCUUGUCUCAAGAAAUGUCUAUUAUUGAAGAGUACGAGAGGAACCUGCAGUUUGAGCAGCAGUACAUAUCGUCCAUUGUGGAAGGGAUGGAAGAGAUGCAUAUUAUUUGCCCCGUAUGUCACACGAACAACUUGAACAUCAACAGCCAUUUCAUCUCCUGCCCCUGUGGACUGUACAUUAACACUAAGAACCAGAACAUCACCCCCGAUAUCCUGCGGCAUCUUCUGGAGUCCAGGGUGUCGGAGCACAUGGAGGACUGUCUCCACAACCCUAUUUUCUCUGUAGCUCCCAACACAGACAGCUCUCCCAACCUGAUGAUAAGCUGCAAGGUUUGUGACUACCUGUCCAUUGUCCUGUAAAAGCAGACACUGCUGUCAUGAGUGACUUAACUCGUGAGAUUUCGUGAGUUUUUUUUUGUGUGCUCUCUGUAUGUUUUGUGAAAUAAAGUCUAUUUUUUAAUAUUUAA
Messenger RNA from Siniperca chuatsi (mandarin fish), 925 nucleotides. It is a transcript of the gene rpain, whose product is annotated as RPA interacting protein. NCBI's taxonomy places the organism in Eukaryota, Metazoa, Chordata, Actinopteri, Centrarchiformes, Sinipercidae. The transcript is spliced from 7 exons. Gene Ontology annotation, biological process: protein import into nucleus. Gene Ontology annotation, cellular component: PML body; nucleus. The coding region runs from base 135 to 818 and encodes 227 amino acids. The record is from RefSeq and is a predicted model, not a curated record.